UUGGAAAUGAAUUUUUUCUUCGUUUCAAUUUUGUUCAAGAGUGCAGUUUGGGUUGGAUUUCUGGUAUCAGUUUGUAAUGGCGGGGAUACGUGUACUGCGACAUUCAAGGGAUCAAUCGUAGUAACUAAAUACUGUGACAUAGGAGGAUGCUGCAUUCCGAGCACAGGAAACGAAAAAACCGACCCGGACGAACUAUGUUGCAUGACAACUCUGACGUUUAUUCUAAUCUUGUCUUUCACGGGUGGACCUGCAUUUCUUUUAACCUUGAUUUGCGCCGGAUUGUGUCUUAAACGUUAUUGUGAAAAAAAGAAAAACGAUGAUAGAAUCCGGAGAGCGGAGUCUGCGCGACAGGAGAGACGCCGUGAGCGCAGGCGCCAACGGCAACAACAGGAACAGGAAGAGGAAGCGGUCCGGAUCAGGAGAUACUACGAACCCAAUCCCGAGGACGGUCCUUUAAGGCCCCCAGCGUAUGACGAAGGUCCCCCAGGAUCGGUCCCUAACCCGACGGCUCUACCAAUGUCCCCUCCACCAGCUUACGAAGCGAUAGUACAGGAAGCCACAUUACCAAAUCACAACCAAAUCCCCGUCAGUUAUAACGAAAGAGUCAGAGUGGACAGAACUGAGAACAACGAGGACAGAAACGAACGCAUUGACGUCACAAUUCGUGCACCCACCAUCGGGGGCAGACGACCAAAUAAAAGAGUAACAUCAAACGAGACAAACCCAAGCAACGUUUCUGUGAGAAAUGGAAUAACAAACUCUGAAACAGCGAGAAAUGCAAUCACUCGCCCAGAGACUGUGCAUAAAAAUCAGGUUUCUCCGAGUAACAGUUUUAGAACGGUACCGAGUCCAACCAGAAGUCCCAGCACAUUAUCUAAUGACAGCGUAAACUCUGAACACGACAAUGUGCGCCCUAAACAGUUUUCAAGACCUCUCCAAAUUGUUAUUGAUGCACCUAUCGACGAGCCCGCCGAUUUACUGUAUAUUUAAGUUGAGGGUUCAAUAAAGUUCUAUUUUUUUAA
This is a messenger RNA of Saccostrea cuccullata (small rock oyster), 1022 nucleotides long. RefSeq lists its product as uncharacterized. The transcript is spliced from 3 exons. Lineage: Eukaryota; Metazoa; Mollusca; Bivalvia; Ostreida; Ostreidae. Bases 7 to 990 code for a protein of 327 amino acids. The record is from RefSeq and is a predicted model, not a curated record.